AUGGAGGUCGUGUUUGCGUUAGGCUCAAAUGGCUCUGGUCAGUUGGGCAUUGGCCACAAAGAAGACGUUUCAGUGCCGAAGCAGGUCCUCUUCCAUCCUGACCCUCCAACCUCCUCCAUUACAAGAGUCGCAGCGGGUGGGAACCAUACGUUACUUCUCACAAAAACUGGCCAACUUUACUGGAGCGGUGAUCCCACGCCUGGUGCAUGUGGAUUGAACACUGGUCCAGAUGCAGCCGUGUUUCGAGAGAUUCAGCUUACCAAGAAUGGAGAAUCUCCAGUUGGUGAGAUUGCCUUGAUCACAGCAACGUGGGAGGCUUCUAUCCUUGUGGCUAAAGAUGCAGAUGGAAAGAAGACUCGAGUUUUUAGUCUCGGGGCGGGAUUGAAAGGCGAACUAGGUCUGGGAGAACUCAUCGUUCGAACACCAUCAGCAACCCAAAUUCGAGAAUUCCCACCUCCGGGAACAGAAGUUGUGGACGUCGCUGCUUGUAUGGGACAUGUCGUUGCAGUUCUUGACAAUGGUGAUGCUUACGGUUGGGGUAAUGCGAGAAAAUCCCAAGCUGGUGAGCCAGGUCAAGUCCUUUAUGCUCCUAGAAAGAUUGAGGCCAUCGACUUCAAGAUCACAAGAGCUGUCUGUGGCAGAGAAUUCACAUGUCUAUUCGGCGACCCACAAAGCGGACACAUCAAGGUUCUGGGUUCAGACAAAUGGAAUAUUCAAUCAGGUGCACCAAAGACAUGUCCUGAGUGGAAGGACGUGGGUUCAAGCUGGGGAAAUCUCUAUGUACUGGGAAAGGACGGCUCUCUACAAGCCUGGGGACGAGAUGAUCACGGACAACUACCUCCACCGAAUCUACCCGAGCUAAGCAAGAUUGCAAUCGGCAGCGAACAUGUUGUAGCUCUCUCUACCGCAGGCGAUGUUCUAUCAUGGGGAUGGGGUGAACAUGGCAACUGUGGACCUCAAGUUGAUAACAACGAUGUCAAAGGCCGGUGGAAUACCAUUGCUUCAUCUAAAUUCAUUCCCCUGGGCUCUAAAAUAGGAGAAGUCGGGGCAGGGUGUGCCACCAGUUGGGUUUUCAUUACAGCUGAGUGA
Molecule: messenger RNA, 1089 nt
Organism: Fusarium proliferatum ET1
Lineage: Eukaryota; Fungi; Ascomycota; Sordariomycetes; Hypocreales; Nectriaceae
Exons: 1
Coding region: 1-1089 (362 amino acids)
Source: RefSeq, a predicted model, not a curated record